Acyrthosiphon pisum (pea aphid) is the source of this 708-nucleotide messenger RNA. RefSeq names its product zinc finger BED domain-containing protein 5-like. NCBI's taxonomy places the organism in Eukaryota, Metazoa, Arthropoda, Insecta, Hemiptera, Aphididae. The transcript has 2 exons. Bases 1 to 708 code for a protein of 235 amino acids. The record is from RefSeq and is a predicted model, not a curated record.
AUGGAUAAAUUUUUAAUUAAACGACCGAUGAAUAGUGAUGAUGAAAGUGUUAUAGAAACUAAAGUUCGUAAGGUAUUGGAAAUGUCGUCAGAUGUAAAAACCAGUCGAAAAGUUAAUAAAAAGGACCGUAAAUACCAAGACAGUUACAUCAAGUUUGGAUUCACUUUCGAUGUUGAAAAAGGUGAGCCAAAAUGUGUUAUUUGUUUAGAAAGAUUAGCUUCAGAAAGUAUGAAGCCAUCAAACCUAAAACGACAUUUAGUUACUAAACAUCCUCAAUUCCAACAUAAAGAGGAAGACUUUUUUAAAAGGUAUGAAAAUUCGAUAGAAGUUCAAAAAAAUACUAUGCGUAAUUUUUCUUCAGUUCCUAAAAAAGCUCUAGCUGCAUCAUUAGAGGCUUCAUAUUUAAUUGCUAAAACCAAAAAACCACACUCUAUUGGUGAAUCUCUCGUUUUGCCAGCCGCUAUAAAAAUAGUAUCAAUUAUGCAUGGCGAAUCAUAUAAAAAUGAAUUAAAAAUGAUUCCCUUAUCAAGAGAUACUGUGUCACGUCGAAUUGAAAAUAUGUCUGAUAAUAUAAAAUCACAACUCCUAAAUAGAUUACGAGGAAAUUAUUAUGCAAUGCAAUUAGAUGAAUCUACGGAUAUAACUAAUCUUGCUCAACUUCUUGUAUAUAAGGACGUACGACUGGAAAUGAUAUUUUUGUUCUUAUAA